CAUUGUUAACUAAGAUGUCUAUCAAACGUGUGCGCCUCGCUAUUGUUCAAAAAAUUGCUCUCCUUGAUCAAAAUACUACCGGCUAAACAUCUCAAAGCCAAUUAGGUGAAUGGGCUAUGAAAGAGUUCAAUCUGGCUGAGCUUCUUCCUCAACAAGCUGUCUCGAACAUUUUGAAAAAAGCCGAUGGGUUAUACAAAAAUGUCAAUGCCGUCAAGAACAGCAAAAGCUCGACACGCCCUUGCUAUCCUAAACUUGAUAAACAUGUACGCAACUGCACUGAAGAUAUGGAUAGCAAUAGCUUACUAGUUAACCGUCAAUCUAUCUUGAAGUAUGCAAGACAGCUUGAUUUAAGCAAUUAUAGAGUCCUCGAAAGCGAGAUCACCUUCUCAGAUGGUUAGCUCACAAAGGUGCUCCAUAGAAUUGGUUUUGAGAGUAGGACUAUUCAUGGCGAAUCUUCUUCAGUCGAUGUGACU
Molecule: messenger RNA, 473 nt
Organism: Gilbertella persicaria
Lineage: Eukaryota; Fungi; Mucoromycota; Mucoromycetes; Mucorales; Choanephoraceae
Exons: 1
Coding region: 117-398 (93 amino acids)
Source: RefSeq, a predicted model, not a curated record